GCUGGGCCGCUCUAGCCGCCGCCAUGGGCAACGCUGGCAGAGACUGAGAGAUUAUCAUCUUCAUCCUUCAGUUCUUUGGCAGGACUUUGACUUAAGCCGUGCCAGAAGAGAGUGCCUAUCCUUAAAGAACCUUGGUUUAUCUUUUCAAUAUUACGAGUUGUCUGGGAAAACAGUACUUCCUAAUGAAAUGUAGUUGUCAUUCUCUGGGCUGAUGAUUGUACAUACACAAGUACUUUGAGAUCCUUUUGUGGGAGAGCGACCAAGCAAUGAAUAGCGACUUAGUGAAAUGAAGUAGAGAUUGUAUACAGUACUUUGAAAACCUACCUAUAGAAGUCAAAUUUUUAGAAGUUAUCAAACCUUUCUGUGCAGUUCUACCAGAAAUUCAGAAACCUGAAAGGAAAAUCCAGUUUAGAGAGAAGGUACUAUGGACUGCUAUAACUCUCUUCAUCUUCUUAGUAUGUUGUCAGAUACCACUAUUUGGAAUCAUGUCAUCAGAUUCUGCAGAUCCUUUCUACUGGAUGAGAGUUAUUCUUGCAUCCAACAGAGGAACGUUAAUGGAAUUGGGUAUCUCCCCAAUUGUAACAUCUGGUUUGAUUAUGCAGUUGUUAGCUGGAGCCAAAAUCAUUGAAGUUGGAGAUACACCCAAAGAUAGAGCCCUAUUCAAUGGAGCCCAGAAACUAUUUGGUAUGAUCAUUACCAUUGGGCAAGCCAUUGUGUAUGUCAUGACGGGCAUGUAUGGGGAUCCCGCUGAAAUGGGUGCUGGAAUCUGUCUCCUUAUCAUCAUUCAGUUGUUUGUUGCUGGUUUGAUUGUGCUGCUGUUAGAUGAGCUGCUACAGAAGGGUUACGGCUUGGGGUCUGGGAUUUCCCUCUUUAUUGCCACCAACAUCUGUGAAACCAUUGUCUGGAAGGCCUUUAGUCCCACUACCAUUAACACUGGCAGAGGUACCGAGUUUGAGGGUGCAGUCAUAGCUCUCUUUCAUUUACUGGCCACCAGGACAGACAAAGUUCGAGCUCUAAGGGAAGCUUUCUAUCGUCAGAAUUUACCCAAUCUCAUGAACCUCAUUGCUACAGUUUUCGUGUUUGCUGUUGUUAUAUAUUUUCAGGGAUUUCGUGUGGACCUGCCCAUUAAGUCGGCCCGGUACCGAGGGCAGUACAGCAGCUACCCCAUCAAGCUCUUCUACACCUCCAACAUCCCCAUCAUCCUGCAGUCGGCCCUGGUGUCCAACCUGUAUGUUAUUUCCCAGAUGCUGUCAGUUCGAUUUAGUGGCAACUUUUUAGUAAAUUUACUAGGACAGUGGGCUGACGUCAGUGGGGGAGGACCUGCUCGUUCUUACCCAGUGGGGGGCCUUUGUUACUACCUUUCUCCUCCUGAGUCCAUGGGCGCCAUAUUUGAGGAUCCUGUCCAUGUGGUUGUUUAUAUCAUCUUCAUGUUGGGAUCAUGUGCAUUCUUUUCUAAGACGUGGAUAGAGGUGUCUGGUUCCUCAGCCAAAGAUGUAGCUAAACAGCUUAAAGAACAGCAAAUGGUAAUGAGGGGCCACAGGGAUACCUCUAUGGUUCACGAGCUUAAUAGGUACAUCCCCACGGCGGCUGCGUUUGGGGGCUUGUGCAUCGGCGCCCUGUCGGUGUUGGCCGACUUCCUCGGGGCCAUUGGCUCGGGCACUGGAAUUCUGCUUGCAGUCACCAUUAUUUAUCAGUAUUUUGAAAUAUUUGUUAAGGAACAGGCUGAAGUUGGCGGGAUGGGUGCUUUGUUUUUCUAAAUGUUCCAGUAUUUCUUUUUGUGUGUGUGAAAGGGAAAAUAUUUUGACUCAUUGUUUUUGUCAGAUAAUGCUGGCUCCCCUUUUCUUCUCUCACAGUUUGUUUUCAAGUGUUGACCAUCUCAUUCCUGAAAUGGGCACGGAGCUAAGCCUGUGUGCAGCAUUAGUACCAGCUGCCUUAACACUAAAGUUUACAUUAUUCAUUAAAAAACCUACAUGCAGUGUUGCCUGUGAUGCUGGAAACCAAUGUACCCGCCUUGCCAUGUUCGGUUGUGACGGUGACGUGGAUCAGUCUUGCACACAACAUUCAAGACACUCAGUAUUCCCCCCACUUGUUUAAAAAUAAAUGUAGUUCAAAUUGCCACUUUCCAGUAUUUUUGAGCUUAUUUAAUGAGUUCUGGAUCAUUUAUAUCUAAUCUAUAUUUUAGAUAUAAUUACUUUUUAUACUUUUUUAUCUCAUAGUAUCCACAUUCCCACCCUCCCCCGUUUUAUUUGUUCCUCCUCAAAGCAGCCACUUAGCCCAGAUAAGCAGAAUCAAGCUUUCAGAGUCAAAUCUGGCACCAGAAACAACUGCUUAUAAUUACUCUGCCUGUUUGUUUUCCAUUCCCCUUUCCUCCCAGGGACAGCACAGUCGGUGCUGUUUUACCGUAUUGGCUAUGCCUUCGAAUUCCAACACGUCACUUGAGAAUACUCUUCAAGAUACUAUGCCCCAAUUUUUUUUUUUUUUUAAUCCCUAAAGCAAAGAUCUAAUUCUCAAGCAAUGUCUGUAGUUCAGUGGGGGUGAACAAUGAGUAAUUCAUGCUAGGAAUCUGUGUAUGUUGUUGUACUUUAUAGCAGCAACAUGAGUGUAAACAGUAGACAAUAAAAUUUUAUUUAAUAAAACUUUUGGUUGUGUUGGAAAAAUAAAAUCUGGUAUUAAAUGA
This is a messenger RNA of Balaenoptera musculus (blue whale), 2677 nucleotides long. RefSeq names its product SEC61 translocon subunit alpha 2 (gene SEC61A2). Gene Ontology annotation, biological process: SRP-dependent cotranslational protein targeting to membrane, translocation; post-translational protein targeting to membrane, translocation. Bases 486 to 1757 code for a protein of 423 amino acids. Gene Ontology annotation, cellular component: membrane; Sec61 translocon complex. The transcript is spliced from 13 exons. Lineage: Eukaryota; Metazoa; Chordata; Mammalia; Artiodactyla; Balaenopteridae. The record is from RefSeq and is a predicted model, not a curated record. Gene Ontology annotation, molecular function: ribosome binding; transmembrane protein transporter activity; signal sequence receptor activity.